UAAAUGUCAUCGAUGGACCUUCUUUUAUACUACUUUAUUUUAUUUAUAAUUAUUAUUAUCUCUCUUUUUUUUGUUUCUCUUUCAUCUUCGUGGUUUGCCAUAGCUCUUCUUGAAUCAAAGUCGUCUUCUUGAAAUCAGAUCUCUUCGUGACUUCUCCUGUAACCAACAAAGAACCAUGGAGCUCCUCUCUAGAGCUCUUUUCUUCUUUCUUCUACUCUCAACUACACUUUCUUCUUUCUCAUCUUCAAGUUUCAUUUCAGAUGGUGUGUUCGAAUCUCAGACUUUGGUCCUUGGAAGAAACCUGCUUCAGACCAAGAAAACAUGUCCUGUGAACUUUGAGUUUAUGAACUACACGGUCAUAACCAGUAAAUGCAAAGGUCCCAAAUACCCACCAAAGGAAUGCUGCGGCGCCUUCAAGGACUUUGCAUGUCCUUACACUGACCAGCUCAACGACCUUAGCUCAGAUUGUGCAACCACUAUGUUCAGUUACAUCAAUCUCUAUGGAAAAUACCCGCCUGGACUUUUCGCUAACGAGUGCAAAGAAGGUAAAGAAGGUCUCGCAUGCCCUGCCGGAUCCCAGUUGCCUGCACAAUCAACAUCAGACGUAAACGCAGCAACUACCUCUUCGUCCCGUCUUUGGCUGACAAUUGCCGCGGCUCUAUUUGUUUUUGUUAAGUUGUUCUGAGGCUGAGAAAGCCGGAUUUCUGCAAUGAACCUGUAACAACCUGAGGAAGAGAAUUUAUGUAUAUCCACGAUUUGUUUUACUGUUUGAACUAUCUCAUUCUUUUGUUAUCAGGGAGUUCAAAAAAAUUCUAAAUGAUAAUUUGUAAUGGCUUUUGUGCGUAUUA
Messenger RNA from Arabidopsis lyrata subsp. lyrata, 848 nucleotides. RefSeq names its product GPI-anchored protein LLG1. NCBI's taxonomy places the organism in Eukaryota, Viridiplantae, Streptophyta, Magnoliopsida, Brassicales, Brassicaceae. The record is from RefSeq and is a predicted model, not a curated record. The transcript is spliced from 3 exons. Bases 176 to 685 code for a protein of 169 amino acids.